This is a messenger RNA of Puma concolor (puma), 1731 nucleotides long. RefSeq names its product ring finger and SPRY domain containing 1 (gene RSPRY1). Lineage: Eukaryota; Metazoa; Chordata; Mammalia; Carnivora; Felidae. Gene Ontology annotation, cellular component: cytoplasm. The record is from RefSeq and is a predicted model, not a curated record. Gene Ontology annotation, molecular function: ubiquitin-protein transferase activity; protein binding.
AUGAUUGUCUUUGGUUGGGCCGUGUUCUUAGUGAGCAGAAGCCUUGGCCAGGGUCUGCUGUUGACUCUUGAGGAGCACAUAGCCCACUUCCUGGGGACUAGAGGUGCCACUGCUACCAUGGGUAAUUCCUGUAUCUGCCGAGAUGACAGUGGAGCGGAAGAUAGUGUUGACACCCAGCAGCAACAAGCUGAGAACAGUGCAGUACCCACUGCUGACAUGAGGAGCCAACCCCGGGACCCUGUUCGGCCACCAAGGAGGGGCCGAGGACCACAUGAGCCAAGGAGAAAGAAACAAAAUGUAGAUGGACUAGUGCUGGACACACUAGCAGUCAUACGGACUCUUGUAGACAAUGAUCAGGAACCUCCCUAUUCAAUGAUUACAUUGCACGAAAUGGCAGAAACAGAUGAAGGAUGGUUGGAUGUUGUCCAGUCUUUAAUUAGAGUUAUUCCAUUGGAAGAUCCACUGGGACCAGCUGUUAUAACAUUGUUACUAGAUGAAUGUCCAUUGCCCACUAAAGAUGCACUCCAGAAAUUGACUGAAAUUCUCAAUUUAAAUGGAGAAGUAGCUUGCCAGGACUCAGGUCAUCCUGCUAAACACAGGAACACAUCUGCAGUCCUAGGUUGCUUGGCUGAGAAACUAGCAGGUCCUGCAAGUAUAGGCUUACUUAGCCCAGGAAUACUGGAAUAUUUGCUACAGUGUCUGAAGCUACAGUCCCACCCCACAGUCAUGCUCUUUGCACUUAUUGCGCUGGAAAAGUUUGCACAGACAAGUGAAAAUAAAUUAACUAUCUCUGAAUCCAGUAUUAGUGACCGGCUUGUCACAUUGGAGUCCUGGGCUGAUGAUCCUGAUUAUCUGAAACGUCAAGUCGGGUUCUGUGCCCAGUGGAGCUUAGACAAUCUCUUUUUAAAAGACAGUAGGCAGCUGACCUAUGAGAAAGUGGACUUGAAUAGCAUUAGGGCCAUGCUGAAUAGCAACGAUGUCAGCGAGUACCUGAAGAUCUCGCCUCAUGGCUUGGAGGCUCGCUGUGAUGCUUCCUCUUUUGAAAGCGUGCGUUGCACCUUCUGCGUGGAUGCUGGGGUGUGGUACUACGAAGUCACUGUGGUCACUUCUGGCGUCAUGCAGAUCGGCUGGGCCACGCGAGACAGCAAAUUUCUCAAUCACGAAGGCUAUGGCAUUGGGGACGACGAAUACUCCUGUGCCUACGACGGCUGCCGGCAGCUGAUUUGGUACAAUGCCAGGAGUAAGCCUCAUCUACACCCGUGCUGGAAAGAAGGAGACACAGUAGGAUUUCUGUUAGACCUAAAUGAAAAACAAAUGAUCUUCUUUUUAAAUGGCAACCAGCUGCCUCCUGAGAAGCAAGUCUUUUCAUCUACUGUAUCUGGAUUUUUUGCUGCAGCUAGUUUCAUGUCAUAUCAACAAUGUGAGUUCAAUUUUGGAGCGAAACCAUUCAAAUAUCCACCAUCUAUGAAAUUUAGCACUUUUAAUGACUACGCCUUCCUCACAGCUGAAGAGAAAAUCAUUUUGCCAAGGCACCGGCGUCUUGCUCUGUUGAAGCAAGUCAGCAUCCGGGAAAACUGCUGCUCCCUGUGUUGUGACGAAGUAGCAGACACACAGUUGAAGCCAUGUGGACACAGUGACCUGUGCAUGGAUUGUGCCUUGCAACUGGAGACCUGCCCAUUGUGUCGCAAAGAAAUAGUGUCUAGAGUCAGACAGAUUUCUCAUAUUUCAUGA